This is a messenger RNA of Helianthus annuus (common sunflower), 1804 nucleotides long. RefSeq names its product transcription factor UNE10. NCBI's taxonomy places the organism in Eukaryota, Viridiplantae, Streptophyta, Magnoliopsida, Asterales, Asteraceae. The record is from RefSeq and is a predicted model, not a curated record. The transcript has 6 exons. Gene Ontology annotation, cellular component: nucleus. Bases 275 to 1612 code for a protein of 445 amino acids. Gene Ontology annotation, molecular function: protein dimerization activity.
GGAUCGUAUUCGAAUAUAAAACCGAUAAUAAUAAAUAAUAUGUGGUCCUUUUUUUCAUUUCUGACAUUGUUCUUAUCAUUUACAUAUGUCACAAUAAUAAUAAUAAUAAUAAAUGCACUUGUGAAUGAAUUUGUUCCGGAAUAUGAAAUGUGACCCCAGGUAGCCCUAGUCCAUAUGUGUAAACACCAACAGCCAAAAAAGCCAGCUGUUUGCUUGUGUUUCACCACAUAUUUUGAUCAAUCACGACUUUUUUGAUUCUGACUUCGAAGCUAGAAUGAGUCAGCGUGUACCGAGUUGGGACGUUGAAGAUGAUCAUUAUAACUCCAAUACUGAUCGCCCUCUGAAACCUUUCUUCCCUGCUCCUACUUCUAACUCCAUGUCUUCCAAUCUUGAUGUUCCUAUACUAGAUUACGAAGUGGCGGAAUUAACAUGGAAAAACGGACAACUAGCCAUGCAUGGCUUAGGUCCACGGCGCGUGGCUUACAAACCCCAUGCCUGGGACAAGCCACGCGCCGCCGAAACCCUGGAGACCAUAGUCAACCAAGCCACCUUCCAACCCCACCGCAAACCACAAACUGAUCUCUACGCCGACGACCUGGUUCCAUGGCUGAACCACCAUAACUCCGCCGUUGUAGCCGGUAGCGUUAGCGCGUCUGCCACCAUGACGAUGGACGCGCUAGUGCCAAGCUCAGGCACUCAGCUGCUCUCUGUGACCAACUGCUCCACGCGCGUGGGGUCAUGCAGUAGUGACCGGUCCGGGGUUGGGGACCACGUGGUGGCUCAUGGUGGUGGUUUGGCGGCGCGUGAGUGGAGUAGUUGUCGGGAGCAGAGUGCGAGUGGGAGUGAGAGUAGCCGACAGUUGACCGUUGAAACGGGGAAGCGGGAAUUGGGUACUUCCAUGGGGUCGCCGGACGAUACUGUCUCCGGUAAACGUUCUACGAAAUCAACGUCUCCGGAUGAACACGACUCGGUUUGUCACAGCAGGCCUCAGAGCGAACCGGAAGAGAAGAAGAAAGGUAAAGGGAAAUCUUCAAUUUCGACUAAAAGAAGUAGAGCGGCUGCGAUUCAUAAUCUGUCUGAGCGGAGACGAAGAGACAAGAUCAAUCAGAAAAUGAAGACACUACAGAAACUUGUUCCGAAUGCUAAUAAGACGGAUAAAGCGUCAAUGCUCGAUGAAGUAAUCGAAUAUCUAAAACAAUUACAAGCUCAAAUCCAUGUGAUGAGUAGAAUGAGCAUGUCGCCUAUGAUGAUGCCAUUAGCGAUGCAACAACAACAACUACAAAUGGCCAUGAUGAACCCCAUGGGAAUGGGAAUGGGCAUGGGAAUGGGAAUAGGAAUGCCAGGAGUGAUGGACUUAAACACCAUCGGUAGCGGCCGCCCCAACAUCCCCGGAAUGCCACCCGUCUUCCACCCUUCCACCUUCGUGCCGCCGAUGAUGGGUUCGUGGGAUAUGCACGCGGCCAUCGGAGAUCGUGUUCCGAAGCAAAAUGAACCAAUGGCUGCCUUCCUUGCAUGCCAAUCACAGCCAAUGACAAUGGAAGGCUACAGUAGAAUGGUUACCUUGUUUCAGCAGAUGCAGAAUCAGCCUUGCUACCCUGGUCUCAAGAAUUAAAACUUUUAAGGGUUUUAUUUCGUUAUAUCAUUGUAAUGUAAUUAAAUUAUGACAUAAAAUUAAAUAUAUAAGUUAAUUUUAGGUUAAUGUAGCGUGUGUAUGUAUUGUUAGGUUUUACAUGUGUUAUUCAAAUGUAAUGUAUCCUAUGAGGUUUAUCGGAUUAUUAUCAAGGAUAAUUAUUGUUUGUGUAUU